AUGCCUCACAUCCCGCUGACACCUCGAGAGGCACGCGGAGUUCAUUGCUUCAAAAGGCUCAAGACGUAUGCCAACUUCCCAGAAGCACCUCAGGAGGAGGCUUCUCUCAGCAAUAGGCUCAAGACGUAUGCCAACUUCCCAGAAGCACCUCAGGAGGAGGCUUCUCUCAGCAAUAGGCUCAAGACAUAUGCCAACUUCCCAGAAGCACCUCAGGAGGAGGCUUCUCUCAGCAAUAGGCUCAAGACGUAUGCCAACUUCCCAGAAGCACCUCAGGAGGAGGCUUCUCUCAGCAAUAGGCUCAAGACGUAUGCCAACUUCCCAGAAGCACCUCAGGAGGAGGCUUCUCUCAGCAAUAGGCUCAAGACGUAUGCCAACUUCCCAGAAGCACCUCAGGAGGAGGCUUCUCUCAGCAAUAGGCUCAAGACGUAUGCCAACUUCCCAGAAGCACCUCAGGAGGAGGCUUCUCUCAGCAAUAGGCUCAAGACGUAUGCCAACUUCCCAGAAGCACCUCAGGAGGAGGCUUCUCUCAGCAAUAGGCUCAAGACGUAUGCCAACUUCCCAGAAGCACCUCAGGAGGAGGCUUCUCUCAGCAAUAGGCUCAAGACAUAUGCCAACUUCCCAGAAGCACCUCAGGAGGAGGCUUCUCUCAGCAAUAGGCUCAAGACGUAUGCCAACUUCCCAGAAGCACCUCAGGAGGAGGCUUCUCUCAGCAAUAGGCUCAAGACGUAUGCCAACUUCCCAGAAGCACCUCAGGAGGAGGCUUCUCUCAGCAAUAGGCUCAAGACAUAUGCCAACUUCCCAGAAGCACCUCAGGAGGAGGCUUCUCUCAGCAAUAGGCUCAAGACGUAUGCCAACUUCCCAGAAGCACCUCAGGAGGAGGCUUCUCUCAGCAAUAGGCUCAAGACGUAUGCCAACUUCCCAGAAGCACCUCAGGAGGAGGCUUCUCUCAGCAAUAGGCUCAAGACAUAUGCCAACUUCCCAGAAGCACCUCAGGAGGAGGCUUCUCUCAGCAAUAGGCUCAAGACGUAUGCCAACUUCCCAGAAGCACCUCAGGAGGAGGCUUCUCUCAGCAAUAGGCUCAAGACGUAUGCCAACUUCCCAGAAGCACCUCAGGAGGAGGCUUCUCUCAGCAAUAGGCUCAAGACGUAUGCCAACUUCCCAGAAGCACCUCAGGAGGAGGCUUCUCUCAGCAAUAGGCUCAAGACGUAUGCCAACUUCCCAGAAGCACCUCAGGAGGAGGCUUCUCUCAGCAAUAGGCUCAAGACGUAUGCCAACUUCCCAGAAGCACCUCAGGAGGAGGCUUCUCUCAGCAAUAGGCUCAAGACGUAUGCCAACUUCCCAGAAGCACCUCAGGAGGAGGCUUCUCUCAGCAAUAGGCUCAAGACGUAUGCCAACUUCCCAGAAGCACCUCAGGAGGAGGCUUCUCUCAGCAAUAGGCUCAAGACGUAUGCCAACUUCCCAGAAGCACCUCAGGAGGAGGCUUCUCUCAGCAAUAGGCUCAAGACGUAUGCCAACUUCCCAGAAGCACCUCAGGAGGAGGCUUCUCUCAGCAAUAGGCUCAAGACGUAUGCCAACUUCCCAGAAGCACCUCAGGAGGAGGCUUCUCUCAGCAAUAGGCUCAAGACGUAUGCCAACUUCCCAGAAGCACCUCAGGAGGAGGCUUCUCUCAGCAAUAGGCUCAAGACGUAUGCCAACUUCCCAGAAGCACCUCAGGAGGAGGCUUCUCUCAGCAAUAGGCUCAAGACGUAUGCCAACUUCCCAGAAGCACCUCAGGAGGAGGCUUCUCUCAGCAAUAGGCUCAAGACGUAUGCCAACUUCCCAGAAGCACCUCAGGAGGAGGCUUCUCUCAGCAAUAGGCUCAAGACGUAUGCCAACUUCCCAGAAGCACCUCAGGAGGAGGCUUCUCUCAGCAAUAGGCUCAAGACGUAUGCCAACUUCCCAGAAGCACCUCAGGAGGAGGCUUCUCUCAGCAAUAGGCUCAAGACGUAUGCCAACUUCCCAGAAGCACCUCAGGAGGAGGCUUCUCUCAGCAAUAGGCUCAAGACGUAUGCCAACUUCCCAGAAGCACCUCAGGAGGAGGCUUCUCUCAGCAAUAGGCUCAAGACGUAUGCCAACUUCCCAGAAGCACCUCAGGAGGAGGCUUCUCUCAGCAAUAGGCUCAAGACGUAUGCCAACUUCCCAGAAGCACCUCAGGAGGAGGCUUCUCUCAGCAAUAGGCUCAAGACGUAUGCCAACUUCCCAGAAGCACCUCAGGAGGAGGCUUCUCUCAGCAAUAGGCUCAAGACGUAUGCCAACUUCCCAGAAGCACCUCAGGAGGAGGCUUCUCUCAGCAAUAGGCUCAAGACGUAUGCCAACUUCCCAGAAGCACCUCAGGAGGAGGCUUCUCUCAGCAAUAGGCUCAAGACGUAUGCCAACUUCCCAGAAGCACCUCAGGAGGAGGCUUCUCUCAGCAAUAGGCUCAAGACGUAUGCCAACUUCCCAGAAGCACCUCAGGAGGAGGCUUCUCUCAGCAAUAGGCUCAAGACGUAUGCCAACUUCCCAGAAGCACCUCAGGAGGAGGCUUCUCUCAGCAAUAGGCUCAAGACGUAUGCCAACUUCCCAGAAGCACCUCAGGAGGAGGCUUCUCUCAGCAAUAGGCUCAAGACGUAUGCCAACUUCCCAGAAGCACCUCAGGAGGAGGCUUCUCUCAGCAAUAGGCUCAAGACGUAUGCCAACUUCCCAGAAGCACCUCAGGAGGAGGCUUCUCUCAGCAAUAGGCUCAAGACGUAUGCCAACUUCCCAGAAGCACCUCAGGAGGAGGCUUCUCUCAGCAAUAGGCUCAAGACGUAUGCCAACUUCCCAGAAGCACCUCAGGAGGAGGCUUCUCUCAGCAAUAGGCUCAAGACGUAUGCCAACUUCCCAGAAGCACCUCAGGAGGAGGCUUCUCUCAGCAAUAGGCUCAAGACGUAUGCCAACUUCCCAGAAGCACCUCAGGAGGAGGCUUCUCUCAGCAAUAGGCUCAAGACGUAUGCCAACUUCCCAGAAGCACCUCAGGAGGAGGCUUCUCUCAGCAAUAGGCUCAAGACGUAUGCCAACUUCCCAGAAGCACCUCAGGAGGAGGCUUCUCUCAGCAAUAGGCUCAAGACGUAUGCCAACUUCCCAGAAGCACCUCAGGAGGAGGCUUCUCUCAGCAAUAGGCUCAAGAUGUAUGCCAACUUCCCAGAAGCACCUCAGGAGGAGGCUUCUCUCAGCAAUAGGCUCAAGACGUAUGCCAACUUCCCAGAAGCACCUCAGGAGGAGGCUUCUCUCAGCAAUAGGCUCAAGACGUAUGCCACCUUUCCAGAAGCACCUCAGGAGGAGGCUUCUCUCAGCAAUAGGCUCAAGACGUAUGCCACCUUUCCAGAAACACCUCAGGAGGAGGCUUCUCUCAGUAAUAGGCUCAAGACGUAUGCCACCUUUCCAGAAGCACCUCAGGAGGAGGCUUCUCUCAGCAAUAGGCUCAAGACGUAUGCCACCUUUCCAGAAACACCUCAGGAGGAGGCUUCUCUCAGUAAUAGGCUCAAGACGUAUGCCAACUUUCCAGAAGCACCUCAGGAGGAGGCUUCUCUCAGCAAUAGGCUCAAGACGUAUGCCACCUUUCCAGAAACACCUCAGGAGGAGGCUUCUCUCAGCAAUAGGCUCAAGACGUAUGCCAACUUUCGAGAAGCACCUCAGGAGGAGGCUUCUCUCAGCAAUAGGCUCAAGACGUAUGCCACCUUUCCAGAAGCACCUCAGGAGGAGGCUUCUCUCAGCAAUAGGCUCAAGACGUAUGCCAACUUUCCAGAAGCACCUCAGGAGGAGGCUUCUCUCAGCAAUAGGCUCAAGACGUAUGCCACCUUUCCAGAAGCACCUCAGGAGGAGGCUUCUCUCAGCAAUAGGCUCAAGACGUAUGCCAACUUUCCAGAAGCACCUCAGGAGGAGGCUUCUCUCAGCAAUAGGCUCAAGACGUAUGCCACCUUUCCAGAAGCACCUCAGGAGGAGGCUUCUCUCAGCAAUAGGCUCAAGACGUAUGCCACCUUUCCAGAAGCACCUCAGGAGGAGGCUUCUCUCAGCAAUAGGCUCAAGACGUAUGCCACCUUUCCAGAAACACCUCAGGAGGAGGCUUCUCUCAGUAAUAGGCUCAAGACGUAUGCCAACUUUCCAGAAGCACCUCAGGAGGAGGCUUCUCUCAGCAAUAGGCUCAAGACGUAUGCCAACUUUCCAGAAGCACCUCAGGAGGAGGCUUCUCUCAGCAAUAGGCUCAAGACGUAUGCCAACUUUCCAGAAGCACCUCAGGAGGAGGCUUCUCUCAGCAAUAGGCUCAAGACGUAUGCCACCUUUCCAGAAGCACCUCAGGAGGAGGCUUCUCUCAGCAAUAGGCUCAAGACGUAUGCCACCUUUCCAGAAGCACCUCAGGAGGAGGCUUCUCUCAGCAAUAGGCUCAAGACGUAUGCCAACUUUCCAGAAGCACCUCAGGAGGAGGCUUCUCUCAGCAAUAGGCUCAAGACGUAUGCCAACUUUCCAGAAGCACCUCAGGAGGAGGCUUCUCUCAGCAAUAGGCUCAAGACGUAUGCCAACUUUCCAGAAGCACCUCAGGAGGAGGCUUCUCUCAGCAAUAGGCUCAAGACGUAUGCCAACUUUCCAGAAGCACCUCAGGAGGAGGCUUCUCUCAGCAAUAGGCUCAAGACGUAUGCCAACUUUCCAGAAGCACCUCAGGAGCAGGCUUCUCUCAGCAAUAGGCUCAAGACGUAUGCCAACUUUCCAGAAGCACCUCAGGAGGAGGCUUCUCUCAGCAAUAGGCUCAAGACGUAUGCCAACUUUCCAGAAGCACCUCAGGAGGAGGCUUCUCUCAGCAAUAGGCUCAAGACGUAUGCCAACUUUCCAGAAGCACCUCAGGAGGAGGCUUCUCUCAGCAAUAGGCUCAAGACGUAUGCCAACUUUCCAGAAGCACCUCAGGAGGAGGCUUCUCUCAGCAAUAGGCUCAAGACGUAUGCCAACUUUCCAGAAGCACCUCAGGAGGAGGCUUCUCUCAGCAAUAGGCUCAAGACGUAUGCCAACUUUCCAGAAGCACCUCAGGAGGAGGCUUCUCUCAGCAAUAGGCUCAAGACGUAUGCCAACUUUCCAGAAGCACCUCAGGAGGAGGCUUCUCUCAGCAAUAGGCUCAAGACGUAUGCCAACUUUCCAGAAGCACCUCAGGAGGAGUAUUCUCUCAGCAAUAGGCUCAAGACGUAUGCCAACUUUCCAGAAGCACCUCAGGAGGAGGCUUCUCUCAGCAAUAGGCUCAAGACGUAUGCCAACUUUCCAGAAGCACCUCGGGAGGAGGCUUCUCUCAGCAAUAGGCUCAAGACGUAUGCCAACUUUCCAGAAGCACCUCAGGAGGAGGCUUCUCUCAGCAAUAGGCUCAAGACGUAUGCCAACUUUCCAGAAGCACCUCAGGAGGAGGCUUCUCUCAGCAAUAGGCUCAAGACGUAUGCCAACUUUCCAGAAGCACCUCAGGAGGAGUAUUCUCUCAGCAAUAGGCUCAAGACGUAUGCCAACUUUCCAGAAGCACCUCGGGAGGAGGCUUCUCUCAGCAAUAGGCUCAAGACGUAUGCCAACUUUCCAGAAGCACCUCAGGAGGAGGCUUCUCUCAGCAAUAGGCUCAAGACGUAUGCCAACUUUCCAGAAGCACCUCAGGAGGAGUAUUCUCUCAGCAAUAGGCUCAAGACGUAUGCCAACUUUCCAGAAGCACCUCAGGAGGAGGCUUCUCUCAGCAAUAGGCUCAAGACGUAUGCCAACUUUCCAGAAGCAGGUCGGGAGGAGGCUUCUCUCAGCAAUAGGCUCAAGACGUAUGCCAACUUUCCAGAAGCACCUCAGGAGGAGGCUUCUCUCAGCAAUAGGCUCAAGACGUAUGCCACCUUUCCAGAAGCACCUCAGGAGGAGGCUUCUCUCAGCAAUAGGCUCAAGACGUAUGCCAACUUUCCAGAAGCACCUCAGGAGGAGGCUUCUCUCAGCAAUAGGCUCAAGACGUAUGCCACCUUUCCUGAAGCACCUCAGGAGGAGGCUUCUCUCAGCAAUAGGCUCAAGACGUAUGCCACCUUUCCUGAAGCACCUCAGGAGGAGGCUUCUCUCAGCAAUAGGCUCAAGACGUAUGCCAACUUUCCAGAAGCACCUCAGGAGGAGGCUUCUCUCAGCAAUAGGCUCAAGACGUAUGCCACCUUUCCAGAAGCACCUCAGGAGGAGGCUUCUCUCAGCAAUAGGCUCAAGACGUAUGCCACCUUUCAAGAAGCACCUCAGGAGGAGGCUUCUCUCAGCAAUAGGCUCAAGACGUAUGCCAACUUUCCAGAAGCACCUCAGGAGGAGGCUUCUCUCAGCAAUAGGCUCAAGACGUAUGCCACCUUUCCAGAAGCACCUCAGGAGGAGGCUUCUCUCAGCAAUAGGCUCAAGACGUAUGCCACCUUUCCAGAAACACCUCAGGAGGAGGCUUCUCUCAGCAAUAGGCUCAAGACGUAUGCCAACUUUCCAGAAGCACCUCAGGAGGAGGCUUCUCUCAGCAAUAGGCUCAAGACGUAUGCCACCUUUCCAGAAGCACCUCAGGAGGAGGCUUCUCUCAGCAAUAGGCUCAAGACGUAUGCCACCUUUCCAGAAACACCUCAGGAGGAGGCUUCUCUCAGCAAUAGGCUCAAGACGUAUGCCAACUUUCCAGAAGCACCUCAGGAGGAGGCUUCUCUCAGCAAUAGGCUCAAGACGUAUGCCACCUUUCCAGAAGCACCUCAGGAGGAGGCUUCUCUCAGCAAUAGGCUCAAGACGUAUGCCAACUUUCCAGAAGCACCUCAGGAGGAGGCUUCUCUCAGCAAUAGGCUCAAGACGUAUGCCAACUUUCCAGAAGCACCUCAGGAGGAGGCUUCUCUCAGCAAUAGGCUCAAGACGUAUGCCACCUUUCCAGAAGCACCUCAGGAGGAGGCUUCUCUCAGCAAUAGGCUCAAGACGUAUGCCAACUUUCCAGAAGCACCUCAGGAGGAGGCUUCUCUCAGCAAUAGGCUCAAGACGUAUGCCAACUUUCCAGAAGCACCUCAGGAGGAGGCUUCUCUCAGCAAUAGGCUCAAGACGUAUGCCACCUUUCCAGAAGCACCUCAGGAGGAGGCUUCUCUCAGCAAUAGGCUCAAGACGUAUGCCAACUUUCCAGAAGCACCUCAGGAGGAGGCUUCUCUCAGCAAUAGGCUCAAGACGUAUGCCAACUUUCCAGAAGCACCUCAGGAGGAGGCUUCUCUCAGCAAUAGGCUCAAGACGUAUGCCACCUUUCCAGAAGCACCUCAGGAGGAGGCUUCUCUCAGCAAUAGGCUCAAGACGUAUGCCAACUUUCCAGAAGCACCUCAGGAGGAGGCUUCUCUCAGCAAUAGGCUCAAGACGUAUGCCAACUUUCCAGAAGCACCUCAGGAGGAGGCUUCUCUCAGCAAUAGGCUCAAGACGUAUGCCACCUUUCCAGAAGCACCUCAGGAGGAGGCUUCUCUCAGCAAUAGGCUCAAGACGUAUGCCACCUUUCCAGAAGCACCUCAGGAGGAGGCUUCUCUCAGCAAUAGGCUCAAGACGUAUGCCACCUUUCAAGAAGCACCUCAGGAGGAGGCUUCUCUCAGCAAUAGGCUCAAGACGUAUGCCAACUUUCCAGAAGCACCUCAGGAGGACGCUUCUCUCAGCAAUAGGCUCAAGACGUAUGCCAACUUUCCAGAAGCACCUCAGGAGGAGGCUUCUCUCAGCAAUAGGCUCAAGACGUAUGCCACCUUUCCAGAAGCACCUCAGGAGGAGGCUUCUCUCAGCAAUAGGCUCAAGACGUAUGCCAACUUUCCAGAAGCACCUCAGGAGGACGCUUCUCUCAGCAAUAGGCUCAAGACGUAUGCCACCUUUCCAGAAGCACCUCAGGAGGAGGCUUCUCUCAGCAAUAGGCUCAAGACGUAUGCCAACUUUCCAGAAGCACCUCAGGAGGACGCUUCUCUCAGCAAUAGGCUCAAGACGUAUGCCACCUUUCCAGAAGCACCUCAGGAGGAGGCUUCUCUCAGCAAUAGGCUCAAGACGUAUGCCAACUUUCCAGAAGCACCUCAGGAGGACGCUUCUCUCAGCAAUAGGCUCAAGACGUAUGCCACCUUUCCAGAAGCACCUCAGGAGGAGGCUUCUCUCAGCAAUAGGCUCAAGACGUAUGCCAACUUUCCAGAAGCACCUCAGGAGGAGGCUUCUCUCAGCAAUAGGCUCAAGACGUAUGCCACCUUUCCAGAAGCACCUCAGGAGGAGGCUUCUCUCAGCAAUAGGCUCAAGACGUAUGCCACCUUUCCAGAAGCACCUCAGGAGGAGGCUUCUCUCAGCAAUAGGCUCAAGACGUAUGCCACCUUUCAAGAAGCACCUCAGGAGGAGGCUUCUCUCAGCAAUAGGCUCAAGACGUAUGCCAACUUUCCAGAAGCACCUCAGGAGGACGCUUCUCUCAGCAAUAGGCUCAAGACGUAUGCCAACUUUCCAGAAGCACCUCAGGAGGAGGCUUCUCUCAGCAAUAGGCUCAAGACGUAUGCCACCUUUCCAGAAGCACCUCAGGAGGAGGCUUCUCUCAGCAAUAGGCUCAAGACGUAUGCCAACUUUCCAGAAGCACCUCAGGAGGACGCUUCUCUCAGCAAUAGGCUCAAGACGUAUGCCACCUUUCCAGAAGCACCUCAGGAGGAGGCUUCUCUCAGCAAUAGGCUCAAGACGUAUGCCAACUUUCCAGAAGCACCUCAGGAGGACGCUUCUCUCAGCAAUAGGCUCAAGACGUAUGCCACCUUUCCAGAAGCACCUCAGGAGGAGGCUUCUCUCAGCAAUAGGCUCAAGACGUAUGCCAACUUUCCAGAAGCACCUCAGGAGGACGCUUCUCUCAGCAAUAGGCUCAAGACGUAUGCCACCUUUCCAGAAGCACCUCAGGAGGAGGCUUCUCUCAGCAAUAGGCUCAAGACGUAUGCCAACUUUCCAGAAGCACCUCAGGAGGACGCUUCUCUCAGCAAUAGGCUCAAGACGUAUGCCACCUUUCCAGAAGCACCUCAGGAGGAGGCUUCUCUCAGCAAUAGGCUCAAGACGUAUGCCAACUUUCCAGAAGCACCUCAGGAGGACGCUUCUCUCAGCAAUAGGCUCAAGACGUAUGCCACCUUUCCAGAAGCACCUCAGGAGGAGGCUUCUCUCAGCAAUAGGCUCAAGACGUAUGCCAACUUUCCAGAAGCACCUCAGGAGGACGCUUCUCUCAGCAAUAGGCUCAAGACGUAUGCCACCUUUCCAGAAGCACCUCAGGAGGAGGCUUCUCUCAGCAAUAGGCUCAAGACGUAUGCCAACUUUCCAGAAGCACCUCAGGAGGACGCUUCUCUCAGCAAUAGGCUCAAGACGUAUGCCACCUUUCCAGAAGCACCUCAGGAGGAGGCUUCUCUCAGCAAUAGGCUCAAGACGUAUGCCAACUUUCCAGAAGCACCUCAGGAGGACGCUUCUCUCAGCAAUAGGCUCAAGACGUAUGCCACCUUUCCAGAAGCACCUCAGGAGGAGGCUUCUCUCAGCAAUAGGCUCAAGACGUAUGCCAACUUUCCAGAAGCACCUCAGGAGGACGCUUCUCUCAGCAAUAGGCUCAAGACGUAUGCCACCUUUCCAGAAGCACCUCAGGAGGAGGCUUCUCUCAGCAAUAGGCUCAAGACGUAUGCCACCUUUCCAGAAGCACCUCAGGAGGAGGCUUCUCUCAGCAAUAGGCUCAAGACGUAUGCCACCUUUCCAGAAGCACCUCAGGAGGAGGCUUCUCUCAGCAAUAGGCUCAAGACGUAUGCCACCUUUCCAGAAACACCUCAGGAGGAGGCUUCUCUCAGCAAUAGGCUCAAGACGUAUGCCACCUUUCCAGAAGCACCUCAGGAGGAGGCUUCUCUCAGCAAUAGGCUCAAGACGUAUGCCACCUUUCCAGAAGCACCUCAGGAGGAGGCUUCUCUCAGCAAUAGGCUCAAGACGUAUGCCACCUUUCCAGAAGCACCUCAGGAGGAGGCUUCUCUCAGCAAUAGGCUCAAGACGUAUGCCACCUUUCCAGAAGCACCUCAGGAGGAGGCUUCUCUCAGCAAUAGGCUCAAGACGUAUGCCACCUUUCCAGAAACACCUCAGGAGGAGGCUUCUCUCAGCAAUAGGCUCAAGACGUAUGCCAACUUUCCAGAAGCACCUCAGGAGGAGGCUUCUCUCAGCAAUAGGCUCAAGACGUAUGCCACCUUUCCAGAAGCACCUCAGGAGGAGGCUUCUCUCAGCAAUAGGCUCAAGACGUAUGCCACCUUUCCAGAAGCACCUCAGGAGGAGGCUUCUCUCAGCAAUAGGCUCAAGACGUAUGCCAACUUUCCAGAAGCACCUCAGGAGGAGGCUUCUCUCAGCAAUAGGCUCAAGACGUAUGCCACCUUUCCAGAAACACCUCAGGAGGAGGCUUCUCUCAGCAAUAGGCUCAAGACGUAUGCCAACUUUCCAGAAGCACCUCAGGAGGAGGCUUCUCUCAGCAAUAGGCUCAAGACGUAUGCCACCUUUCCAGACGCACCUCAGGAGCAGGCUUCUCUCAGCAAUAGGCUCAAGACGUAUGCCAACUUUCCAGAAGCACCUCAGGAGGAGGCUUCUCUCAGCAAUAGGCUCAAGACGUAUGCCACCUUUCCAGAAGCACCUCAGGAGGAGGCUUCUCUCAGCAAUAGGCUCAAGACGUAUGCCAACUUUCCAGAAGCACCUCAGGAGGAGGCUUCUCUCAGCAAUAGGCUCAAGACGUAUGCCACCUUUCCAGAAGCACCUCAGGAGGAGGCUUCUCUCAGCAAUAGGCUCAAGACGUAUGCCACCUUUCCAGAAGCACCUCAGGAGGAGGCUUCUCUCAGCAAUAGGCAACUCCAGAGAUGCCCCGAGAACACUGUCCCAAGUCUAGAGGACCACCAACUUCAGCACAGCAACUCGAGGAAUGCUCUGUGUACCCCAAAUCGUCUCGAGAUGAGAGCUGAUUCCCUGCUUAGGCUGAAGACGUAUGCCACCUUUGCAGAAGCACCUCAGGAGGAGGCUUCUCUCAGCAAUAGGCAACUCCAGAGAUGCCCCGAGAACACUGUCCCAAGUCUAGAGGACCACCAACUUCAGCACAGCAACUCGAGGAAUGCUCUGUGUACCCCAAAUCGUCUCGAGAUGAGAGCUGAUUCCCUGCUUAGGCUCAAGACGUAUGCCACCUUUCCAGAAGCACCUCAGGAGGAGGCUUCUCUCAGCAAUAGGCUCAAGACGUAUGCCACCUUUCCAGAAGCACUUCAGGAGGAGGCUUCUCUCAGCAAUAGGCUCAAGACGUAUGCCACCUUUCCAGAAGCACUUCAGGAGGAGGCUUCUCUCAGCAAUAGGCUCAAGACGUAUGCCACCUUUCCAGAAGCACCUCAGGAGGAGGCUUCUCUCAGCAAUAGGCUCAAGACGUAUGCCAACUUUCCAGAAGCACCUCAGGAGGAGGCUUCUCUCAGCAAUAGGCUCAAGACGUAUGCCAACUUUCCAGAAGCACCUCAGGAGGAGGCUUCUCUCAGCAAUAGGCUCAAGACGUAUGCCAACUUUCCAGAAGCACCUGAGGAGGAGGCUUCUCUCAGCAAUAGGCUCAAGACGUAUGCCAACUUUCCAGAAGCACCUCAGGAGGAGGCUUCUCUCAGCAAUAGGCUCAAGACGUAUGCCAACUUUCCAGAAGCACCUCAGGAGGAGGCUUCUCUCAGCAAUAGGCUCAAGACGUAUGCCAACUUUCCAGAAGCACCUCAGGAGGAGGCUUCUCUCAGCAAUAGGCUCAAGACGUAUGCCAACUUUCCAGAAGCACCUCAGGAGGAGGCUUCUCUCAGCAAUAGGCUCAAGACGUAUGCCAACUUUCCAGAAGCACCUCAGGAGGAGGCUUCUCUCAGCAAUAGGCUCAAGACGUAUGCCAACUUUCCAGAAGCACCUCAGGAGGAGGCUUCUCUCAGCAAUAGGCUCAAGACGUAUGCCAACUUUCCAGAAGCACCUCAGGAGGAGGCUUCUCUCAGCAAUAGGCUCAAGACGUAUGCCAACUUUCCAGAAGCACCUCAGGAGGAGGCUUCUCUCAGCAAUAGGCUCAAGACGUAUGCCAACUUUCCAGAAGCACCUCAGGAGGAGGCUUCUCUCAGUAAUAGGCUCAAGACGUAUGCCAACUUUCCAGAAGCACCUCAGGAGGAGGCUUCUCUCAGCAAUAGGCUCAAGACGUAUGCCAACUUUCCAGAAGCACCUCAGGAGGAGGCUUCUCUCAGCAAUAGGCUCAAGACGUAUGCCAACUUUCCAGAAGCACCUCAGGAGGAGGCUUCUCUCAGCAAUAGGCUCAAGACGUAUGCCAACUUUCCAGAAGCACCUCAGGAGGAGGCUUCUCUCAGCAAUAGGCUCAAGACGUAUGCCAACUUUCCAGAAGCACCUCAGGAGGAGGCUUCUCUCAGCAAUAGGCUCAAGACGUAUGCCAACUUUCCAGAAGCACCUCAGGAGGAGGCUUCUCUCAGCAAUAGGCUCAAGACGUAUGCCAACUUUCCAGAAGCACCUCAGGAGGAGGCUUCUCUCAGCAAUAGGCUCAAGACGUAUGCCAACUUUCCAGAAGCACCUCAGGAGGAGGCUUCUCUCAGCAAUAGGCUCAAGAAGUAUGCCAACUUUCCAGAAGCACCUCAGGAGGAGGCUUCUCUCAGCAAUAGGCUCAAGACGUAUGCCAACUUUCCAGAAGCACCUCAGGAGGAGGCUUCUCUCAGCAAUAGGCUCAAGACGUAUGCCAACUUUCCAGAAGCACCUCAGGAGGAGGCUUCUCUCAGCAAUAGGCUCAAGACGUAUGCCAACUUUCCAGAAGCACCUCAGGAGGAGGCUUCUCUCAGCAAUAGGCUCAAGACGUAUGCCACCUUUCCAGAAGCACCUCAGGAGGAGGCUUCUGUCAGCAAUAGGCUCAAGACGUAUGCCACCUUUCCAGAAGCACCUCAGGAGGAGGCUUCUCUCAGCAAUAGGCUCAAGACGUAUGCCACCUUUCCAGAAGCACCUCAGGAGGAGGCUUCUCUCAGCAAUAGGCUCAAGACGUAUGCCACCUUUCCAGAAGCACCUCAGGAGGAGGCUUCUCUCAGCAAUAGGCUCAAGACGUAUGCCAACUUUCCAGAAGCACCUCAGGAGGACGCUUCUCUCAGCAAUAGGCUCAAGACGUAUGCCACCUUUCCAGAAGCACCUCAGGAGGAGGCUUCUCUCAGCAAUAGGCUCAAGACGUAUGCCACCUUUCCAGAAGCACCUCAGGAGGAGGCUUCUCUCAGCAAUAGGCUCAAGACGUAUGCCACCUUUCGAGAAACACCUCAGGAGGAGGCUUCUCUCAGCAAUAGGCUCAAGACGUAUGCCACCUUUCCAGAAGCACCUCAGGAGGAGGCUUCUCUCAGCAAUAGGCUCAAGACGUAUGCCACCUUUCCAGAAGCACCUCAGGAGGAGGCUUCUCUCAGCAAUAGGCUCAAGACGUAUGCCAACUUUCCAGAAGCACCUGAGGAGGACGCUUCUCUCAGCAAUAGGCUCAAGACGUAUGCCACCUUUCCAGAAGCACCUCAGGAGGAGGCUUCUCUCAGCAAUAGGCUCAAGACGUAUGCCACCUUUCCAGAAGCACCUCAGGAGGAGGCUUCUCUCAGCAAUAGGCUCAAGACGUAUGCCACCUUUCCAGAAGCACCUCAGGAGGAGGCUUCUCUCAGCAAUAGGCUCAAGACGUAUGCCACCUUUCGAGAAACACCUCAGGAGGAGGCUUCUCUCAGCAAUAGGCUCAAGACGUAUGCCAACUUUCCAGAAGCACCUCAGGAGGAGGCUUCUCUCAGCAAUAGGCUCAAGACGUAUGCCACCUUUCCAGAAGCACCUCAGGAGGAGGCUUCUCUCAGCAAUAGGCUCAAGACGUAUGCCAACUUUCCAGAAGCACCUCAGGAGGACGCUUCUCUCAGCAAUAGGCUCAAGACGUAUGCCACCUUUCCAGAAGCACCUCAGGAGGAGGCUUCUCUCAGCAAUAGGCUCAAGACGUAUGCCACCUUUCCAGAAGCACCUCAGGAGGAGGCUUCUCUCAGCAAUAGGCUCAAGACGUAUGCCAACUUUCCAGAAGCACCUCAGGAGGAGGCUUCUCUCAGCAAUAGGCUCAAGACGUAUGCCACCUUUCCAGAAGCACCUCAGGAGGAGGCUUCUCUCAGCAAUAGGCUCAAGACGUAUGCCACCUUUCCAGAAGCACCUCAGGAGGAGGCUUCUCUCAGCAAUAGGCUCAAGACGUAUGCCACCUUUCCAGAAGCACCUCAGGAGGAGGCUUCUCUCAGCAAUAGGCUCAAGACGUAUGCCACCUUUCCAGAAACACCUGAGGAGGAGGCUUCUCUCAGCAAUAGGCUCAAGACGUAUGCCACCUUUCCAGAAGCACCUCAGGAGGAGGCUUCUCUCAGCAAUAGGCUCAAGACGUAUGCCACCUUUCCAGAAGCACCUCAGGAGGAGGCUUCUCUCAGCAAUAGGCUCAAGACGUAUGCCACCUUUCCAGAAGCACCUCAGGAGGAGGCUUCUCUCAGCAAUAGGCUCAAGACGUAUGCCACCUUUCCAGAAACACCUGAGGAGGAGGCUUCUCUCAGCAAUAGGCUCAAGACGUAUGCCAACUUUCCAGAAGCACCUCAGGAGGAGGCUUCUCUCAGCAAUAGGCUCAAGACGUAUGCCACCUUUCCAGAAGCACCUCAGGAGGAGGUUUCUCUCAGCAAUAGGCUCAAGACGUAUGCCACCUUUCCAGAAACACCUCAGGAGGAGGCUUCUCUCAGCAAUAGGCUCAAGACGUAUGCCACCUUUCCAGAAGCACCUCAGGAGGAGGCUUCUCUCAGCAAUAGGCUCAAGACGUAUGCCACCUUUCCAGAAACACCUCAGGAGGAGGCUUCUCUCAGCAAUAGGCUCAAGACGUAUGCCAACUUUCCAGAAGCACCUCAGGAGGAGGCUUCUCUCAGCAAUAGGCUCAAGACGUAUGCCACCUUUCCAGACGCACCUCAGGAGGAGGCUUCUCUCAGCAAUAGGCUCAAGACGUAUGCCAACUUUCCAGAAGCACCUCAGGAGGAGGCUUCUCUCAGCAAUAGGCUCAAGACGUAUGCCACCUUUCCAGAAGCACCUCAGGAGGAGGCUUCUCUCAGCAAUAGGCUCAAGACGUAUGCCAACUUUCCAGAAGCACCUCAGGAGGAGGCUUCUCUCAGCAAUAGGCUCAAGACGUAUGCCACCUUUCCAGUAGCACCUCAGGAGGAGGCUUCUCUCAGCAAUAGGCUCAAGACGUAUGCCACCUUUCCAGAAGCACCUCAGGAGGAGGCUUCUCUCAGCAAUAGGCUCAAGACGUAUGCCAACUUUCCAGAAGCACCUCAGGAGGAGGCUUCUCUCAGCAAUAGGCUCAAGACGUAUGCCAACUUUCCAGAAGCACCUCAGGAGGAGGCUUCUCUCAGCAAUAGGCUCAAGACGUAUGCCACCUUUCCAGAAGCACUUCAGGAGGAGGCUUCUCUCAGCAAUAGGCUCAAGACGUAUGCCACCUUUCCAAAAGCACCUCAGGAGGAGGCUUCUCUCAGCAAUAGGCUCAAGACGUAUGCCAACUUUCCAGAAGCACCUCAGGAGGAGGCUUCUCUCAGCAAUAGGCUCAAGACGUAUGCCAACUUUCCAGAAGCACCUCAGGAGGAGGCUUCUCUCAGCAAUAGGCUCAAGACGUAUGCCACCUUUCCAGAAGCACCUCAGGAGGAGGCUUCUCUCAGCAAUAGGCUCAAGACGUAUGCCACCUUUCCAGAAGCACCUCAGGAGGAGGCUUCUCUCAGCAGUAGGCUCAAGACGUAUGCCACCUUUCCAGAAGCACCUCAGGAGGAGGCUUCUCUCAGCAAUAGGCUCAAGACGUAUGCCACCUUUCCAGAAGCACCUCAGGAGGAGGCUUCUCUCAGCAAUAGGCUCAAGACGUAUGCCACCAUUCCAGAAGCACGUCAGGAGGAGGCUUCUCUCAGCAAUAGGCUCAAGACGUAUGCCACCUUUCCAGAAGCACCUCAGGAGGAGGCUUCUCUCAGCAAUAGGCUCAAGACGUAUGCCACCUUUCCAGAAGCACCUCAGGAGGAGGCUUCUCUCAGCAAUAGGCUCAAGACGUAUGCCACCUUUCCAGAAGCACCUCAGGAGGAGGCUUCUCUCAGCAAUAGGCUCAAGACGUAUGCCAACUUUCCAGAAGCACCUCAGGAGGACGCUUCUCUCAGCAAUAGGCUCAAGACGUAUGCCACCUUUCCAGAAGCACCUCAGGAGGAGGCUUCUCUCAGCAAUAGGCUCAAGACGUAUGCCACCUUUCCAGAAGCACCUCAGGAGGAGGCUUCUCUCAGCAAUAGGCUCAAGACGUAUGCCACCUUUCGAGAAACACCUCAGGAGGAGGCUUCUCUCAGCAAUAGGCUCAAGACGUAUGCCACCUUUCCAGAAGCACCUCAGGAGGAGGCUUCUCUCAGCAAUAGGCUCAAGACGUAUGCCACCUUUCCAGAAGCACCUCAGGAGGAGGCUUCUCUCAGCAAUAGGCUCAAGACGUAUGCCAACUUUCCAGAAGCACCUGAGGAGGACGCUUCUCUCAGCAAUAGGCUCAAGACGUAUGCCACCUUUCCAGAAGCACCUCAGGAGGAGGCUUCUCUCAGCAAUAGGCUCAAGACGUAUGCCACCUUUCCAGAAGCACCUCAGGAGGAGGCUUCUCUCAGCAAUAGGCUCAAGACGUAUGCCACCUUUCCAGAAGCACCUCAGGAGGAGGCUUCUCUCAGCAAUAGGCUCAAGACGUAUGCCACCUUUCGAGAAACACCUCAGGAGGAGGCUUCUCUCAGCAAUAGGCUCAAGACGUAUGCCAACUUUCCAGAAGCACCUCAGGAGGAGGCUUCUCUCAGCAAUAGGCUCAAGACGUAUGCCACCUUUCCAGAAGCACCUCAGGAGGAGGCUUCUCUCAGCAAUAGGCUCAAGACGUAUGCCAACUUUCCAGAAGCACCUCAGGAGGACGCUUCUCUCAGCAAUAGGCUCAAGACGUAUGCCACCUUUCCAGAAGCACCUCAGGAGGAGGCUUCUCUCAGCAAUAGGCUCAAGACGUAUGCCACCUUUCCAGAAGCACCUCAGGAGGAGGCUUCUCUCAGCAAUAGGCUCAAGACGUAUGCCAACUUUCCAGAAGCACCUCAGGAGGAGGCUUCUCUCAGCAAUAGGCUCAAGACGUAUGCCACCUUUCCAGAAGCACCUCAGGAGGAGGCUUCUCUCAGCAAUAGGCUCAAGACGUAUGCCACCUUUCCAGAAGCACCUCAGGAGGUGGCUUCUCUCAGCAAUAGGCUCAAGACGUAUGCCACCUUUCCAGAAGCACCUCAGGAGGAGGCUUCUCUCAGCAAUAGGCUCAAGACGUAUGCCACCUUUCCAGAAACACCUGAGGAGGAGGCUUCUCUCAGCAAUAGGCUCAAGACGUAUGCCACCUUUCCAGAAGCACCUCAGGAGGAGGCUUCUCUCAGCAAUAGGCUCAAGACGUAUGCCACCUUUCCAGAAGCACCUCAGGAGGAGGCUUCUCUCAGCAAUAGGCUCAAGACGUAUGCCACCUUUCCAGAAGCACCUCAGGAGGAGGCUUCUCUCAGCAAUAGGCUCAAGACGUAUGCCACCUUUCCAGAAACACCUGAGGAGGAGGCUUCUCUCAGCAAUAGGCUCAAGACGUAUGCCAACUUUCCAGAAGCACCUCAGGAGGAGGCUUCUCUCAGCAAUAGGCUCAAGACGUAUGCCACCUUUCCAGAAGCACCUCAGGAGGAGGUUUCUCUCAGCAAUAGGCUCAAGACGUAUGCCACCUUUCCAGAAACACCUCAGGAGGAGGCUUCUCUCAGCAAUAGGCUCAAGACGUAUGCCACCUUUCCAGAAGCACCUCAGGAGGAGGCUUCUCUCAGCAAUAGGCUCAAGACGUAUGCCACCUUUCCAGAAACACCUCAGGAGGAGGCUUCUCUCAGCAAUAGGCUCAAGACGUAUGCCAACUUUCCAGAAGCACCUCAGGAGGAGGCUUCUCUCAGCAAUAGGCUCAAGACGUAUGCCAACUUUCCAGAAGCACCUCAGGAGGAGGCUUCUCUCAGCAAUAGGCUCAAGACGUAUGCCAACUUUCCAGAAGCACCUCAGGAGGAGGCUUCUCUCAGCAAUAGGCUCAAGACGUAUGCCACCUUUCCAGAAGCACCUCAGGAGGAGGCUUCUCUCAGCAAUAGGCUCAAGACGUAUGCCACCUUUCCAGAAGCACCUCAGGAGGAGGCUUCUCUCAGCAAUAGGCUCAAGACGUAUGCCAACUUUCCAGAAGCACCUCAGGAGGAGGCUUCUCUCAGCAAUAGGCUCAAGACGUAUGCCACCUUUCCAGAAGCACUUCAGGAGGAGGCUUCUCUCAGCAAUAGGCUCAAGACGUAUGCCACCUUUCCAAAAGCACCUCAGGAGGAGGCUUCUCUCAGCAAUAGGCUCAAGACGUAUGCCAACUUUCCAGAAGCACCUCAGGAGGAGGCUUCUCUCAGCAAUAGGCUCAAGACGUAUGCCAACUUUCCAGAAGCACCUCAGGAGGAGGCUUCUCUCAGCAAUAGGCUCAAGACGUAUGCCAACUUUCCAGAAGCACCUCAGGAGGAGGCUUCUCUCAGCAAUAGGCUCAAGACGUAUGCCAACUUUCCAGAAGCACCUCAGGAGGAGGCUUCUCUCAGCAAUAGGCUCAAGACGUAUGCCAACUUUCCAGAAGCACCUCAGGAGGAGGCUUCUCUCAGCAAUAGGCUCAAGACGUAUGCCAACUUUCCAGAAGCACCUCAGGAGGAGGCUUCUCUCAGCAAUAGGCUCAAGACGUAUGCCAACUUUCCAGAAGCACCUCAGGAGGAGGCUUCUCUCAGCAAUAGGCUCAAGACGUAUGCCAACUUUCCAGAAGCACCUCAGGAGGAGGCUUCUCUCAGCAAUAGGCUCAAGACGUAUGCCAACUUUCCAGAAGCACCUCAGGAGGAGGCUUCUCUCAGCAAUAGGCUCAAGACGUAUGCCAACUUUCCAGAAGCACCUCAGGAGGAGGCUUCUCUCAGCAAUAGGCUCAAGACGUAUGCCAACUUUCCAGAAGCAACUCAGGAGGAGGCUUCUCUCAGCAAUAGGCUCAAGACGUAUGCCACCUUUCCAGAAGCACCUCAGGAGGAGGCUUCUGUCAGCAAUAGGCUCAAGACGUAUGCCACCUUUCCAGAAGCACCUCAGGAGGAGGCUUCUCUCAGCAAUAGGCUCAAGACGUAUGUCAACUUUCCAGAAGCACCUCAGGAGGUGGCUUCUCUCAGCAAUAGGCUCAAGACGUAUGCCAACUUUCCAGAAGCACCUCAGGAGGAGGCUUCUCUCAGCAAUAGGCUCAAGACGUAUGCCAACUUUCCAGAAGCACGUCAGGAGGAGGCUUCUCUCAGCAAUAGGCUCAAGACGUAUGCCAACUUUCCAGAAGCACCUCAGGAGGAGGCUUCUCUCAGCAAUAGGCUCAAGACGUAUGCCACCUUUCCAAAGGCACCUCAGGAGGAGGCUUCUCUCAGCAAUAGGCUCAAGACGUAUGCCAACUUUCCAGAAGCACCUCAGGAGGAGGCUUCUCUCAGCAAUAGGCUCAAGACGUAUGCCACCUUUCCAGAAGCACCUCAGGAGGAGGCUUCUCUCAGCAAUAGGCUCAAGACGUAUGCCACCUUUCCAGAAGCACUUCAGGAGGAGGCUUCUCUCAGCAAUAGGCUCAAGACGUAUGCCACCUUUCCAGAAGCACUUCAGGAGGAGGCUUCUCUCAGCAAUAGGCUCAAGACGUAUGCCACCUUUGCAGAAGCACCUCAGGAGGAGGCUUCUCUCAGCAAUAGGCUCAAGACGUAUGCCAACUUUCCAGAAGCACCUCAGGAGGAGGCUUCUCUCAGCAAUAGGCUCAAGACGUAUGCCAACUUUCCAGAAGCACCUCAGGAGGAGGCUUCUCUCAGCAAUAGGAUCAAGACGUAUGCCAACUUUCCAGAAGCACCUCAGGAGGAGGCUUCUCUCAGCAAUAGGCUCAAGACGUAUGCCACCUUUCCAGAAGCACCUCAGGAGGAGGCUUCUCUCAGCAAUAGGCACAAGACGUAUGCCAACUUCCAGAAGCACCUCAGGAGGAGGCUUCUCUCAGCAAUAG
Molecule: messenger RNA, 20107 nt
Organism: Rangifer tarandus platyrhynchus (Svalbard reindeer)
Lineage: Eukaryota; Metazoa; Chordata; Mammalia; Artiodactyla; Cervidae
Source: the annotation of a GenBank genome assembly